Molecule: messenger RNA, 1287 nt
Organism: Penicillium egyptiacum
Lineage: Eukaryota; Fungi; Ascomycota; Eurotiomycetes; Eurotiales; Aspergillaceae
Source: the annotation of a GenBank genome assembly
AUGUCAAGUACUUUUUCCGCCAUUGACACUCCUUCUGCACCGCUCAGCAACUUCAUCGGGACGUGGUCCACAGCCUUAUCCUCUGAACCCUUCAAUCUGGUGACAGUCACGUCAAUUGAGACGGAGACUAUUUAUCCUACAUGGGUCUACACUAUAUCUGGCUCCGGACUGGAUUCCAGUACCACAACUACUGUGCUCGGCUUCCCAUCGUCAACAGUGAACCAACCCCAGGUGACCGUGACUCUGGCAACGACUAAGCUGUCCACAAUUAAGCAGGACACCAUAAUAUCGACUCCCAGCUCUACAGCAACAGCUAUCUCGGAGCCCCCAAUUUCGACAGUGAUCCCAAGAACCUCAGUUUCAUCAAGCCCGAUGGGGGACUUUCCUACUUCGGCAACUUCGGAAUCGUCUGACCAUGACUCCUGGCAUUCUGAUGCUCCUAGUAGCAUAUGGAUUCUACCUAUUCCAGUAACUAGCGCGGGUAUAUCUCUUUCAUCGUCACUGCCUGUCUUUCCCGAGACAGCCACUAGCUCCGUAAGCCCCAUGAGUUCCAUCAGUAUAUCAACCAGCUCGAGCAUGGCAGCAACAAACACACCUUCAAUCUCACCAUCCAUCGAAACUAACACGAGCGAUAACUCUUCGAAAACAUCCCAAGCCGACAAUCCGAACCCUACAUCCUCCAAAAUCGGAACGAUAGUUGGGAGCAUCAUCGGAGGAUCAGCAAUCACGAUGUUCGCCCUGCUAGCUUGCGCACUCUAUAUGCGUCGGCGGCGACGAAAAAGAGCUACAGAGCGCCAGGGCAUCAGACAGAAACUCAUACGAGGCGAUUCAACGAGCUCAUCAAUCAGCCACCACCGCCACCACUCCUACCCCUCCAUCCCAGGCAACAUCGGCCUAAAACCACCCAUACUCCCAGUCAUCCCGCUGCAACCGCAGCUCUCGAAUCCAGACCUAUCCCUGGACAGCAUGUACCUACGCGGCGAGACAACAACGCAGGACCCCUUCGCGGACCCGCCGUCCGCAGUCAUCGAGAUCUCAGCCCCAUCUCGCUCGGUCUCGCUCUACUCCACUUCUUCCCGGGGCGCCGGGGUCAGUGGGCAGGGGUACUGGGAUUGCGAGCAUGAGGGCGCAAAUGCCCUCGCUGUAUCGAAUGGGUACUCGGAUACACCUAUGAUGCGCGAUAGCAUGCGCAGUGACCCCUUCGAUCUUGAUCUUGAGCCUCCGCCGAAUGCUCACCACCGGUCUUCUGUUCCUUCGAUCCCGACUACAUGGGGUAUCAAUUUUUAG